CUUUCACCUGUUCACAGACACAUUUCAUGCCCCCUUUCUCCCCCCCUACUCCGGAUUGCCUUCGAUCAGCCCAGUGACAGUGACCAAAGCCCACACCUCUCCAACCAUGCUGUGGUCCGCCGCCUGCAGCCUGCUUCUCCUCCUCUCCUCGCCCUUCUCCGGCGCCUCCCUGUCCGAGAUGGUGUUCCGCUGCCCGGGCUGCACCGCGGAGCGCCAGGCGCUCUGCCCGCAGCUCGCCGAGCCGUGCGCGGAGAUGGUGCGCGAGCCUGGCUGCGGGUGCUGCCCCGUGUGCGCCCGGCAGGAGGGCGAGGCGUGCGGCGUCUACACCCCGAGGUGCUCCACCGGUCUGCGCUGCUACCCGACCCCCGACUCGGAGCUUCCCUUGGAGCAACUGGUGCAGGGCCAGGGCCAGUGCCGGCGCAAAGUGGACACGGAGACGGUCACUUCCAGCCCGGAGCAGCGGGAGCACACCAGCGGUGAAGCCUUGGAGCUGGAGCCCGAUCUGGACGUGAGCGAAAUCACCACAGUCCGAAAGCCCAGCAAAGACGCCACCUGGCUCGGACCCAAGGAGAGCGCCGUACGCCAGCACAGGCAGGAGAUGAAGACCAAAAUGAAGACCAACAAGGUAGAAGAGGUGAGACCUACUCGUCCGAAACAGACUCAGUGUCAGCAGGAGCUGGACCAGGUCCUGGAGAGGAUAUCCAAGAUGCCCUUCAGAGAUAACCGAGGUCCUUUGGAGGACCUCUAUGCACUGCACAUUCCCAACUGUGACAAGAGGGGGCAGUAUAACCCAAAACAGUGCAAAAUGUCACUCCACGGUCAGAGGGGCGAGUGCUGGUGCGUCAACCCCCUGACUGGCCGACGCAUCCUAUCAGCUCCAACUGUGAGGGGGGACCCCAACUGCAGCCAGUACCUGGACGAGCUGGAGCUGCACGAUGCACCCCAAAUCUAAUGUGGCUCAAAAACUGAAAACCUAAAAGAAAAAAAAACAAAGAAACUGAAACUGUAAAGUGCUUGGGAUCAAAGAGCAAUCUGAGUAAGCUAUAAGCUAUACAUGUGUGUCUGUAGUCUGUUUAUUGGCGGUUAAAGUUUAAAUCUUAACAUAGUAAAAAA
Cyprinodon variegatus (sheepshead minnow) is the source of this 1113-nucleotide messenger RNA. RefSeq names its product insulin like growth factor binding protein 2 (gene igfbp2a). The coding region runs from base 107 to 952 and encodes 281 amino acids. Gene Ontology annotation, cellular component: extracellular region. The record is from RefSeq and is a predicted model, not a curated record. Gene Ontology annotation, biological process: regulation of insulin-like growth factor receptor signaling pathway. The transcript is spliced from 4 exons. Gene Ontology annotation, molecular function: insulin-like growth factor II binding; insulin-like growth factor I binding. NCBI's taxonomy places the organism in Eukaryota, Metazoa, Chordata, Actinopteri, Cyprinodontiformes, Cyprinodontidae.